GAUACUCGAUAUAUUUUUCAAUCCCCUGAAGACUCGGAUGAUCCGUUCUUGUGAUUAUUUGUAAUCAUUAAGCAGGGCUUUCAUACAUCAGCUGAGACUCAGACCAGCAAAUGUCAAUAUUCCUGGGUAUGGCACGCAGCUAAUGAUACCCACGGAGCAGGAAUGAAUCGGCCAUCCAGGAAUUACGACCGACCCCAAAUAAUGGCGUUUCUUCACGAAACGGCGCCAGUGAACGCUAUCUCCCGUUACCCAUGUUCUUAUACAGAAUUAACGUCUUCAAAAUCAUUCUAGUCAUACCGGUCAUAUGCCAUAAUUAAGAAUUGUUUUAUAUAUUUUAAUAUAAUUUUACGACUAACACUAUACCCCAGUCAUUGUUAGAAUAAUCAAAAUUUAUUUUUAAAAUAGAUUGACAGGGCAAACACAUCUUUUUACUAAAUUUAAAACAAAAUUAUCGCAAUAAUUUUAGUAAUGUUCAAAACGCAUAAAGGAAUGCGUUUCCGUAUAAAACGCACCCUGUCUGUACAAUAUAUACAAUUCUCGCUGGCUAUUUCUAGUUGAUUACGCAAACUGCAUAUACUGAUUAGUGUAAAAUAAUCAAAAUCGCAUUAGCUUCCCGAGACAUAUCCCUGUGCAACUAGAAACUGACCUAGUUUGAUUGAGAUUCAGGAAGAACUAUAUAACAAAAUCCCCAAACUCAAUUUAAAUAAUUCAAAUAUCAUAAAUUUAUAUGAAACUUUCACAAUCAUAUGAUAGUUUCUUUUUUUUUUCUUUUUCAUAAUAUACGUAUAUUGAUAUCAAUGAAUUUAGUGCGAGAUUCCACAUCAUUUAAAGGCUUUUGUAUAUAACUGAAUGAAUACAUAACAAGUAUUUUUCAAAAAAUUAUCUGAUAGGUACGUGGAAAAUGCUGGUAUAAUUCUUCUACUCACAGUCUGAGAAGUUUGCAUUUUGUUUUUAUUUCUAGAACUCUAUCAAGACAAAAUAAAGUUGCCAAAGCAUCCGAGAAGCUAAAAGCAAAAUCUCGAUGUUUUACAAACAUUUCCAGCACUCUUGUUUCAGCGGCGUCGAUGGGAAUUAAAAAGAAAAGACAUUGGUACAAUGCACAUAAUUUGGUCAUCUAAAUUAUUUCAAGAGAAACUCCCCCAAUUUGUUCAAUUUUAAAAGAAGAAUUUUUAUUAAAUGGAAGACAGCUCAUAUUGUUAGUAGGUACAAAAAGGCAGAGAGAGACGAUGAUGGGGAGUACGGUAGUUUUAUCAGAACCCCGCUAGGAUUAUUUGCCCGUUGAACGAUGCAUGGCUAAUAUCCAAUGCUCCACGCUGCGGGUGUCUCUGGAUAAUCAUCCGCUUGAUGAACAGAUAGAGGGGGCGGGGCUAAGCGAAAACCAACAAAUGCCUAACAGCCGAUCUUAAUGAGAUGGGCGGUGAUAUUCAGGUAAAAAUCUGCAUGAGGUAUUCUCUGCGCUGCGAUUGGUGCAGAAUUAAUGACAAGUUGAUUUUUCAAUUACCAACAAAUUGAUAGUCAGCUACGAGACAUUUGUAUACGAAUGACGCAGCGCCGGUAAGACUGGUAUAUCAACGCCAUCCAAGCAUACAGCGUGGCUAAUAAAUACAAAAAAACAUUUUCACAAUCAUAACACAGAGACAAUAAAGAGAGCGGUUCAUCUUUCUCCGUGUCGCUAAGCAUGCAACUGGAAAAGUGAAAGUAACGUGACUCGCACGUUUUGUUGCUGUCCAUCUGUCGCAAGGAGGAAUAACACAUGAGAAGUAAUUAGUUUAAUGAAUUGACAAGUGAUUCUAGUGAAAAAUAUUUCUUUGGAUUUUUGUGUGAAAAUUUCCUAAGAGAAAAAAAAAAUACGAGCAUGCUUCUGGAAGGGAGCUCGCCGGACAUGCUUGCGGCUCAGUCCAAAAUUUUAUUUCAAUUAAACAAGUACUAUAACGAACGGGUACAAACCCGCCAAGGGAACACUAUAAAGACUAUACGUGAGGUGUGUAAAGUAGUGCAGGAUGUCCUAAAAGAAGUCGAGGUCCAGGAACCCAGAUUUAUUAGCUCUCUUAACGAAGUGAAUGGACGCUUCGAGGGUUUAGAAACAGUGUCUCCAACGGAAUUCGAGGUAGUGUUGUACCUUAACCAAAUGGGAGUUUUCAACUUCGUGGACGAUGGCUCUAUUCCGGGUUGUGCUGUUCUUAAACUCAGUGACGGUCGGAAAAGGUCAAUGUCAUUAUGGGUGGAAUUCAUCACGGCGUCUGGGUAUCUUUCCGCCAGGAAAAUCAGGUCACGAUUCCAGACCCUGGUGGCACAGGCCGUGGACAAAUGUAGUUACAGAGACACUGUCAAAAUGGUAGCAGACACCACAGAGGUGAAGCUCCGAAUCAAAGAGAGGUUCGUGGUUCAAAUUGUUCCGGCUUUCCGGUGCGCAGGAAUCUGGUGUCGCUCUGCGGCCCAUUGGCCAGUGCCACACGUCCAGUGGCCAAACCCAAACCUGGUGGCUGAAGUUAAAACUGAAGGAUUCGAUCUACUAUCCAGAGAAAGUAUAUACAUGAAGGACAAGCAGAGUGCUGCUGAAGGCGAUGCCUGGGUGAUGACGUUUAAGUACGCCGAGGACCGGUUAUUGUACGGCGGGUGUCGACGCCGGUGUCUGAGUAUUCUUAAGACACUGCGGGAGCGUCAUCUGGACCUUCCGGGAAACCCAAUCACAAACUAUCACUUCAAAACCCUUCUCUUGUACGAGUGCGAGAAACAUCCCCGAGAAAUGGAGUGGGAUGAUACAUCUCUAGGAGACCGACUUAACGGAAUUCUUCUUCAGACCAUUUCCUGUCUACAAAAUCGCCGGUGUCCGCACUAUUUCUUGCCUAAUGUGGACUUAUUUAAGGGCAAAGCCCCGUCUUCUAUGGACAAUGCUGCCAAACAAGUGUGGAGAAUUCUACGCGAACUUUUAACAAACCCCAAGAGUUUGGAGAAACUGUGACCUAGAUAUUUCGUGUUUGUUGUGAUGUUCAGUUGUUUUUGUGUCAAUUAAAAUAUUUACCAAUAGUC
Messenger RNA from Ostrea edulis (European flat oyster), 3030 nucleotides. Its product is annotated as protein mab-21-like 2. The transcript has a single exon. Lineage: Eukaryota; Metazoa; Mollusca; Bivalvia; Ostreida; Ostreidae. The record is from RefSeq and is a predicted model, not a curated record. Bases 1856 to 2962 code for a protein of 368 amino acids.